Molecule: messenger RNA, 588 nt
Organism: Pseudocercospora fijiensis CIRAD86
Lineage: Eukaryota; Fungi; Ascomycota; Dothideomycetes; Mycosphaerellales; Mycosphaerellaceae
Exons: 4
Coding region: 1-588 (195 amino acids)
Source: RefSeq, a predicted model, not a curated record
AUGCUCUUCCUCCUCAUCACCCUCCUCGCCUUCAUCGGCACCAUCACAGCCUCACCAACCUUCAACAACGGCGUCUAUCGCGACACCACCUCACCACUCUUCGCCAACAACAAGCUCUCCCACGGCAUCGCCAUCCACCUCACCAACACCAAGACUGGAAACUGCAGCGCCGUCAUCGAAGAAACCCCCUGGUCAAUCACCAACAUCGUAACCUUCUCCGCCAACCCACACCCUCACGCCGUCUCGUACUUCCUCUUCGAUUUCGAAGACACGAACCGCGGCCUCGAGGUCAAGACGCAAUGCCAAUUUUACUUGCCGGCGGGAUCGAACUCGACUCUUCUGGCCGCUGGUGAUGGGAACGAUUAUCACGGCUGUGUGGAUGGAGAUGUUAGGUUUGCGUGGGAUGGGAACUUGUUGAAGGUUCAGCGGUGGUAUAGGGAUGAGUGUUUGGGUGAGCCGCCGUAUGAUCAUGCGGUUGCUCAUGGUCGGGCCAAUGUUACGUUGCUCAAGACUAAGGCUAUGGAUGGACGAGGUGGAGAGAAUUCGACGCGGAACGCGUCGCAGCAAUGGAAGGAGCAUUGCAGCUAG